AUGUAUACUGAUCCAUCUUAUGUUUCUCCUCUUUUUCCUACUUUUGAGGAUUUAUCAUCUUCUUUCAAGAGGUUCAAACCUGGAUUUGUGUAUGAACGACGUCGACCAAUUUUAUCCUAUCCCGACACCGAUCCGCCACCUGAAACUGUACCACAACUAGAAUCUGAGAAUUCUUCAAGAUCUGGUCCUCUUAAGCCUACUCGACGAUCUACCAGAAAAGCAAUGAAGGAAGAACUUUUGGCUCUUAAAGAAAAUGACACAUGGGACAUUGUUUCAUGUCCUUCAAAUGUCCGCCCUAUUGGCUGUAAAUGGGUUUAUUCAAUUAAAUUUCAUUCUGAUGGAUCUCUUAAUCGGUACAAAGCUCGAUUGGUUGUUCUUGGUAACAGACAAGAGUAUGGGGUGAACUAUGAGGAGACUUUUGCACCCGUAGCCAAAAUGACUACGAUGUGA
Messenger RNA from Solanum stenotomum, 450 nucleotides. RefSeq lists its product as uncharacterized. The coding region runs from base 1 to 450 and encodes 149 amino acids. Lineage: Eukaryota; Viridiplantae; Streptophyta; Magnoliopsida; Solanales; Solanaceae. The record is from RefSeq and is a predicted model, not a curated record. The transcript is spliced from 3 exons.